This is a messenger RNA of Pocillopora meandrina, 13211 nucleotides long. The record is from the annotation of a GenBank genome assembly. NCBI's taxonomy places the organism in Eukaryota, Metazoa, Cnidaria, Anthozoa, Scleractinia, Pocilloporidae.
AUGGAGGAUUUGGCGGUGGAGGUGUGCGGAAAAAAUGGGGCUUAUUAUAAGGUGAGAACCAUGAAAUGAAAAAAAUAUCUCGGCAAAAAUGUUGAAUAAUUAUGGAAGUUUUAUUUCCUAGGGUUAUGUGAAGAAUAUUCACCAGGAUCAAGUAACGAUUGCUUUUGAACAUGAGUACGUAUGCUAAGAUUUUGGCGGCGCGCGAUUUUGCAAUUGUCAUUCAUUGUUUACCUUUAUACAAUGUUUAUCUUCAAAUCCUUGGUUUAUUGUUUUCGAACAGACAAAAUGACUGCAGGAGGGUUCCCUAUGAAGAAGUCCGUUUGCCACCCGCUUCAAAUCAACGAUGUGAUCUAUAUGUGGACGAUGAAGUUGAGGUCUGUGUAGGGAAAACCUGUUUUUUGUACCCGGGCCCCAUGUGAUAAAAUAGCGUAAGGUCACAGGGCAUAUACUGACGUAAGGAAAGAGCUUGAUUGCUUUCAUUCACGGUGGGGUUGAUUAACAUUUCAUAUCAAUGUCCUUAAAUCACUGUGUUAUUUCUGAUUAUUAGCAAUUUUCUAUGACAAAUUGAUCCUCUAAUUUGGUGCGAUUGUGCAAUAACAGUUCAAGUGUUAACCAGUUCCAUUUCGCACAUGUGGUAGUGUAAAUUCAGUGUAAAUUAACAAGCCCAUGUGCAAUAUUUCGCGGUCAGAUGAUUUUUAAUAAGUUUUCUCAGUUGUUUACUUUAAGAUCGGGUUUUUCGGCGGUGACAGUUAAGUCAUGUAUAUACCCUAUUGUUCAACGUUAGGCUAAUUGAGAGAGAAAAUAACUCUUUGGCCUACGUCAUUUUGAGAAAUACUCGUGAAAUCCUGGAAAGAGUCGUGUGUUUUUUUUCUUUUUCGCCCUAAUGAAUGGUUUGGUUUUUUUCUCUCAAUUCAAAAAGUUAGUUUUAGCGAGGCAGUAGGGUGGGUUAUUUGUCAAAAACACUGAUAAGACAUUGGUUCUCAUACACCCUGAUAUCAGUAUACAUAUCCUCCAUACUGUUUUCUUUACAAUUCCUAAAGUGCUGACAAGGAGAAUUUAUUUAACAGUCAAGAGCUUUUUUUUAAUUGGUGAUCAUUUCCUUUAUUCUCAUGACCUCAAUGGUUGAUUCAGGGGUGAUAUUGUAAGGAGAAAUAAGAUGCUAAUCAUUCUUAUUGGUCAAAGAGUUGACAAUUUGACUCUCAUUGCUUAUUUGUAAAUUCUCUUUAUAAUUUUGUUGAAGCAUAAGGCAAACAGGUUAUAAGAAUAAUGACACUGAUCAACAAAGAUAUUUGCAAGGCUGUCAAUAAGUUUGAAAGAAGGCAAAUAAGGAAUAGUAGGUGGCCAGGUUAUGAUGGAUGCCAUGUUUUUUUCAUCAGAUUACGUGCAAGACAAGGAAAUAUUCAGUUAAUUAAGAAAUCCCAUACACAUCGUUAAUAUUACAUGCACUUUCAAGCAAAUACUGAAUGUGGAAUUGAUUCAGUUAUUUUACCCAGUUUCUAGUUAAUAAUGCUUUUAAUUCCAUUAUAAACUGGGAAAUGGUAUCUUUACAGUUUUCUGGAGUGGCAUUUCAAUAAUAGUACAAUUUUUCAUCAGUACCUACGUUGUGGCAGUAGGAAUUGAAAGCACCCUGCUAAAUAUGGCAGAUUAGCUAGCAAUUUUGGUGGGUUACUGGUGCUUAUUGACAGCUCUGAAUUAUGUAUUAAGGUUUUUCGAGAUAACUCUUCACACCUUGAUGUCAGUAUGCAUAUUCUCCAUACUGUUCUCUAUACAUUUCCUAGGGUGCUGACAAGGAGAAUUUGUUAAAAAUCAUGAGUUUCUUAAAUUGGUGAUCAUUUCCUUCAUUCUCAUGACCUAAAUGUUAGAUUCAGGAAUGUUACUGUAGCAAGAAAUUAGAUGCUUUUCACACUUGGGGUUUAAGAGUUAAAGAAGAGUUCAAAAUUGAAUAAGUGAUGCUUGUUUGUUUAUCAAUUAAAGGUGUUUACUCGAGACGAUGAUGGGGAGCCUUGUGGCUGGUGGUUGGCCAGAAUUGUUCACAAAAAGGGAGAGGUAUUUAGCCUUACUUUUAAUGUUUACUGAUUUUCAAAAAAAGUACAUACAAAUGUUCCCAUUUGUAGAUAAAUCAAGACAGCUCUUUGCAAAAUUCUUAAGGACCUUAUUUUACAGAAUUGCAGUCUUGUUGAAACCUAUCUUUCUCUAUACAGGAUGUUUUUAUAAUUUUAAACCUUAAUGUUAUACUGGAUGCUUCUUACCUAGAAAUUAAACCUACAACCCAGAUCACAAGGGAUGAAAAUUUUGCUUUUCCUGAUUCUCUCUCCCUCCUCUCUUUCCCCAAUGCAAUGUUGACUGAAUAAUGUUUUUGUUACCAACACAUAUGUACUCUAGUAAUAUUUGACACUGAAGGAGGGAAUGGAUUUCCAAAACUUUCAUUGUGGGUCACAGAUCAACACUUGAUAUUUUUUUUGAUGAAUUUUGCAAAAUGAUGUGUUGAAGAUCUUGAUAAUGUAACCUAGAUUUUGAACAAGUUCCCUGUAGCUCACUUGGUAGAGUUUUGAACUAAAAUAUCAGAACUAGCAGGGGUUUGCAUUCCAUAGCUUCAAAUCCUUUGACCAGUGCUCCUGAAAAAUGUUUAACACCAUGAUUUAUUUUGUUCUUUGUUGAUCUAGGAUGAGAUACUGCAAGAACUGUGCCUGACCCAGUGUUUAUUUAUUUUUUUUUAGUUCUAUGUGAUUCAGUAUGCUGGAUGGGAUGCAACUUUUAAUGAGAUUGUUCCACGAGAGAGAAUACGCCCCUCCAGUCGCAAGUGAGUUUUCCAGAAGAGAAAGUUGUUUAUUUUCUCUUUACUCUUUUUUUUCUCUCUGAUUGAUUCAUUAGAAAUCAUAUUUUUUGGCAUAUACACAUCAAAGUUCACUUUCAAUGCAAUGUUUGUUUUGUGGAAGUGUUGAAAAUUUCUGUUUCCAUGAAAGUGGUUCCCAUCUGAGAGACAUUAGUCAUAGUUGUUUUUAGGUACCAAGCUUAUAUGAUAUAAGAAUUGCAGCAACAUUAAUAAAAAAUAGACCAAUGCAAAAUAGGGUGCAAUUAGGUUUUCAUGUAUAUCAUACUGUUUUGUUAGAUUACACGCAAGAUUUGGAAUUAUUUAGUCAAAAUGUCACAGGGGAUCUAGAAGGUGCAUAUGAACCUAAAAGCCAAUUCUGAACAUAGAAUAAAUUUGCAUGUCUUAACCUUUAAGUGGUACAUUUUGCAUUCAACUAUUCUUGACAAGUCUAAGAAAUGGUUGCUGUGCAAAUUUUGUCUGUGGCACUUCAACAAUGCUUUGAAGCUUUUAGGGUAAUGGAGUUAAAAGUGACUGGCUGAAGAUGAUGAAUUAGCCAGCAGGUUUGGCCUUCUAGACAAUACUGAACAUUUAAAUGGGAUCCCUUCAAUAUUUUUUAAGACUGAGCUUAUCCUUUAAGUUCUUUUUUUUUUAAUUUUUUUUUAGCAAUAUUGAUUGGAGUGUUGAAAUUAAACCAGGAUUGCUUCAGUUGUACUUCACUUUGCUCUGUGAUUGGUCUAGAAAACUUGUAACCAAUCACAUGCAAACUAAAAUCAACCCUAACUUGAACAUUUUCAUUUUCCUGUACUUCAGGCAGUUAACCUCUUCAUUCUGAACUGUCAUUGGCUCUCUGUAAUAUUUUUCUUCAAUGGGAUUGGCUAUUGUAACUUUUUAAGCUUUGGUCUUAUGAUGUUGGGUGGGAGAUGCAGUGGGGUAUUGGUAAGUGGGCUGAGAGGUCUGGGUCCAAUACUGGGCAUUGUGUUGUGUUACUGGGGAAAACACUUUCCUCUUCACUGUGCGCCUCUCUCCAUCCAAGAGUAUAAUUGGAUACCGUUGAAUGGUUAGGCAAGCCUUAUGAAAUGCAGGGGGGGGACCUUGGGGUGGACAAGCAUCCUAUCCAGGGGUAGUAGUAAUACUACUGAUCACUUCAUGCUAUGGAAGCUAAGAUAGAACCUGGCUGAUUGGGCUGUUAAGCUAGAGUACAGAAGUGAUUAACAUAGAAAUUCUCCCUAUAUUAUUCAUACAGUGCACAUAUAUAUGAGUUUCAUAUAUUUACAGUCAUUAUUCACCACUUGGAAGGUUUAUUUGGAUCCAGCUACUAGUUCAGUAGUGUUCAUAACUGUGAGGAUGGCUUUGUCUCUCCAACCGCAGUGCACAUAUAUAUGAUUUUCUUAUAUUUACAGUAAUUAUCAGUGGGAAGUUAUUAUCUUGAUUUAACACUAAAUUCUCAGAACUGAUUUACAAGGAAAUGUUUUGCAGCUAGAGGGGAGAAUUAACAAUCAGAUCUUGGGAGUUAAUGGAUUAAUGGAAGAAACAGAUUGACUGCUUGGUGAAUCGACCAAUGUACUGAUAAAAUUAUCACUUAAUUGAUGGUCCUUUUAAUUGACUCAUUGUUUUAUUGCAGUGGACCAAUUUGUAAAAGUAUGUACCACAAGGUGAUGAUAGAUGUCCCUCAGGAUCUUAGACAACUGUAAGUUCUUCCACUGAUAUGUGAUGUUUACCUUACCUUACCUUACAUGAGACCUUUGUUAAGGCCUGUUUACAUGGAUGUGGUAGGUGAGGUAACCUGCCUAGCCAUGGUCUGAAAAUAACCUGAAUGUACAUGCAAUCUUACUACGUGGGGGUGAAGUUUCUCAAGGUUGUUAUUGCACUUUAAAUAAAGGAGUUUAAGAUAUCACUAUGGCAACCUGUAAUAAAAUGUGGUGGAAAAAAGAUAAUUUAUUUUCUUCUAAGAUUUUUGCUAGUAGCUUGAUGUGUUAAGUGUUUCCGACAAUGCAAUGUCAUAAUGUGAAUGUAGUGUUGAGCUCCAAGUAAACAUAUUACCAAAUCACUGUCAAGCUUUCAUUGCUAAGAGGACAUGAAAAUAGGUGGUUUAACAUUUUACAUGUAGCUCUACAUGGAAUGGCAAGGGAAUGUGCAAAGUUUUAACACACUUGUGUUUCACUAUUGUUUUGCUCAUUUGAACUUUGUGUAACAUAAAUGCCUCCCUGCUUAUGCAGCUUACUCCACCUUAUAUCUGCAACCCUUAACCCUCAACCUCUAACAGUGACUCGCAUCUAAUUUCUCCUUACAAUAUCACCCCCGAAUCACACUUUAAGGUCAUGAGAAUAAAGGAUAGAUCACCAACUGAAGAAGCUCUGGAUUGUUUACCCUUUUAACUCCCAUGAGUGACCAAAAGAGAAUUUCUCCCUCCAAUAUCAAUACAAUAUCAACUAGAUGAGUGAUGAGAAUAAAGAAAAAUAUCAAUUUGGGGAUAAUUAGUUGAUCCAGUACUAAAUUCUCUGAACUAACAUUAUAAGAAUUGUAUGGUUGACAGUAAGGAUAAUUACAAAUUUGAUCUGGGAAUUAAAGAGUUAAAUUCUCUUUGUCAGCGCCUUAGGAAAUGUGUAGGGAACAGUGUGGAAAAAAUACAUACUGUUGUUUGAGCGAAAAGUUUUAAUGAUCGAGAUUCAAUCUAUUCCUGUAUUGUGUGCCUAUCAACUUCACUCUAGUGCUGUUUUACAUAUUGUUUUUUCUUUUUUCCUCUUCUUUUUGCAAGCUGAUUUAUUUUAUGCCUUUGUUUUCUUAUCACCAAAUUCAUGCUUGUGUCAGGAAACGCUUUCUUCGUCAAUGUCAGCUGAGCUAUUGGGAUCAGACAAAAAGAAUAGAUUACUGGGGGCCUCUAAUUUUAUCCAUGAAUUUAUUUACUUGUCUUUGUAAGUACUAGGUUGCUUGUGUAAAUGCAGAUAGUUUUGCAGAGAGUGGAUGGAACUGAUAAAGAAACAUUUCCGCUGAUAAAAAUGCUCAAAUUCCUCUCCGUAAGAAAAUCAAUUUCCUGUGGAACGGGUCAUUAUUUACUGCCUAAGAGGGGAGGAAGUGGGUGUUUGGAGAGAUUUGCUUUUCCCUCAGCAUAUAUUAUUAAAAAAACAAACAACUUACAGAUCUCUCACAAGGCAGGUGAGUGUCGAAGGAAAAAAUCUGCAAAAGAGCAAGUUUCCACGUUUAAUUUUUUUUCAGAACAAGGAUUAUGUAAUGUACCAAGUAAUAGCCCAUCUUUUUUGUUCAAGGUUCAGACAAGUAUCUUUUUUAGGUGGAAAUAAGCUGCCUUAACUGGUUUCAAUUAACUUCCUCGUUUUUCCUUCGAUUCCCUUAUCACGUUUCACAUGCAAAUGAUGAAAUAUGGUAUCAUUUCAUUUUCAUGACGAAGCAUUGUUUAACCAUUGACACCCGAACUAAAUUUCAUGGCAAGAUCGUUCAAAAUGAUAAUUAAAAAAGCAGAAGAGAAAUACCAGCUUUUAAAGGAUGGUCAGAAUUUUAUAUCCAGCAACUUGAAAAUUUUUUUAACUAGAUUACAAUUUAUGUUUGAAUUCAUUUUUAAUUUUAAAUUAAAUUUUUAUCGAAAAAAUUAACUUCUUUUUUCGAACAGCUCGGUGAAAUUUCGCUAAUAUUACUCAAGAUAUGGGAAAUUACAUUUUCCAUUUCGAAAAUUGGCUUGGAAUAUCUAGCAGUUCAACGUACGCUGGACAGAAAAAAAGUUUCACACGAAUUUCCGUGAUUCCAUCGAGAUUUUUCUUAUUUAUUAAGUUAUUUCUAUAUUUGCAAAUGGAAAGACUUAUCCACAUUUUUCCAUGCCAUUCAUUCGCAUGAUCAUAAUAAAUAAAAAAACCAAUAAUGCUGCACCUUUAUAACUUAAGACUCAUUUCUAUGCCGUCUAUUUGAAGAAAAGUUCCUAUCGAAAAAGUUCCCAAUCAAAUAACGAGCUCCAAUGACCCGCCAAAAAAUCAAAGAUGCAAGCAGUUUGGUAAUGCAGUGUCUGAUAUUGUGGCUUCCUACCUCCUGAAGUUCUUGUGAGCUCACGUUGAAAUUCAUCCAACCUGUGUUUUGGCGUACCAGCUUGUCUGAUUCCCAAGGAGUUUUGUCAAGUAUUAUGCAGAUCCAGUUUUUAAUCCUUUGUUUCAGAUUAAAAGAAGCACACCUCGUUGUUCGCAAGCAGAUAUCAAGACAUUCCAUUUUUGAAACCACAAACUGUUUUGAAAGCCAGCGCUGAUCUUUGUCUAACCUUCCGGGAAUUUGUCGAGUCUCCAAGAUAUUCUCGAAAGAAUUCCAGCAUGAUUCUCCGGUUACAAAAGAAAUAAGAAAACAGGAGAAAAUUAUUGGCAAUUUUUCUCUAAUCAUUAUCGACGUUAUUUCCAGUCAAAGAUCUGUUCAAAUGUUGAAGUCGUAAGUGGUUUUGACACCCUGAAAAGAAAUUGUCUCGCUUCAAUCUCGCUCUAUGCUUUUUAGACAAUUUAUCAUUUCAUUUUACAGAAAAUUAAAAGAAAUUUUCAAGCGACGCAAUAUUACAGUAAUUGACAAUAAUUAAUGUGGAGGUAAAUAUCCACCACUUUUUCCGAAACUGGUAAAUGUUUUAGUAUGUACCACACGCACACACACACACAAAAAGUUAAUUUUUGUCAAUUCAUCGAAAAGUAGUCGGAAAAUAAACCCUUGACGCGCGAGUUUGUCUCUUUGGCUACUCGGAGCGAGGUGAAUAAGUGAGUUAUCACUCCCGAACCAGCUAAUCGGCGCGCGCUAAAAGCUCAGUACUCAUCUGUGUGGCGUGCGUGAAGUGCUUUUACUUCAUCUCGUUUUGAUUAGGUACAGCCAAAUUUCCAACCACAAAUGAACGUUUGAUUAUUCUAUGACGAGAUGGUACAAAAGUUUUGAUCUUUGGAGCUUUUUUCAGCUCCAUAACAGUUGGGGCAAUGCAUUUCCAAAUAAGGUGACUCAGAAUAUCUGCUGGUAACUGGGGUUUAGUGAACCAAUCAGAACACUAGAGAUGCAAUAUUCCGCGGAGUUGAAAAAAAUCAAUAAUGGCUAGAGUAGUAUAGGAUUAAGUCCCGAAAAAACCAAAACCAAAGUGAUCACAACUGUCCGUCAGAGCAAAGGUGAGCAUCAUCGUUAGCCAAUGACAACUCAAAGUAAAAACAUGAAACCUGUUUGAAAUCAACGGGAAAACUCGAGUGAUGAGGUUGCGAUUGGUUUUCGUGUUGUGGCGAGACGUUUACAUGGCAAAUUGUCACCCCCGCUGACAGGGUUACCCUCGCCAGCAGACUAGGCAACGCGCGUAGACGGGUCACCCCACCUUUAAUGUAGAGAUUAUAUGGACAGGCAGGUUACCCCACCUAGGCGAGUUACCUCACCUACCAGGGGUCCCCCACCUCCAUGCAAACAGGUCCUAAAAAAAAGAUGCAUAAACACCUGAAAUAAUAUAUAGGUAUUAAUCAAUUAAUCAUCAACUUAAUAGUAAGCUUCUAAACGAUUUGUAAAUAUGCCUUGAAAUAAUUACUGACUUUUGGUUUGCAACACUUGCGUGCUACGUUUUUAUUAUGAGGGUAAGUUUCUAAAAAAUUGUGAUGUUGCAUCAGUUGGGGGGGGGGUAUUUGGUUUUAUCAACUGAAUUGUUAAUGUAAGGUGGUCACUUUAAAAAAUCUCUAAAGCUGAUGUUUCACUCGUCAGAGUGAAUAGAAUAAUUGGGAUUGUGUGUGUUUUACAUUCAUGAAAAUGGCGCUAUGCUUUGGGUCAGAACAUGGUAACGUGAAAAAUAGAGAAAUAAAUUAGUUGCUUAAAAAGCGUUUGUUGAAGUUUUGUCCGAUUGUAAAAUUUCAUGGCAAGGAUGGUCAUGGUUUGUAGAAAAUUUGAUGUAGAUUUUGUGUCUUUCUGUCAUAGCUGCAAGGAUGAGAUGACGCAUAGAGAGUUCAAGAAACAGUGUGGUGCUUCUUGUGUUUAUUACCUUGAUGAAUUAGCAGUGCUUGUUGCUUUGGUAAGAAUACAUCAAUGACUUGUUUUAGAUCUCAAAGGAGAAUCUUGCAAAUUUUUGAGGAUAAUUUUUUACGUACUACAGUAUUUUACUGAUGUCCAGGUUAAUUCUGAAGACAGAGCUUUCAUGGCCUUUGCAAUUUCAUGUAGUAAAAUAAACAUCUGUUUUUAUCAAAAGAACUACUUGUUAUUGUACUCCACAGUCUCGUUCUGAACGCCCAGUGAAGUGUGCUGCUAUGCUUAGUGAAAUUCACUUCAGAAGUCUUAGAACAAAAAUGCUGCUACAGUCCUGGAUGGAUGAGACAGCAAGACAAGUGGAGGUAAGAUGCUACCUUAAAUUGUACCUUUUGCAAACUUUUGGGGCCGACUGUGAUAUCAUCAUGGCGAAAGGGUCCGGUCAUCAUAUGCGUAUUACCCGAAAUAUAAACCCCCCUGAGGCCUGACCUCUGGUAGGCGACCAUCUUUGGUAAGCAACCACCUCCCAUAAGUGACCACCUCCGUAAGCGACCACCUCCCGUAAACGACCACCUCCUAGAAGCGACCACCUCUUAUAAGCGACCACCUCCCGUAAACGACCACCUCCCGUAAGCGACCACCUCUUAUAAGCGACCACCUCCCGUAAACGACCACCUCUUAUAAGCGACCACCUCCCGUAAACGACCACCUCUUAUAAGCGACCACCUCCCGUAAACGACCACCUCCUAGAAGCGACCACCUCCCGUAAACGACCACCUCUUAUAAGCGACCACCUCCCGUAAACGACCACCUCCCGUUAACGACCACCUCCCGUAAGCGACCACAUAGACUUGAUAUUAUGGGUGGUUCGACUGUAUAUAAAACUAAUAGAACAUAUGCCGGUCCACAUUUGGAGAAAUUGUGCAUGCUAAGACAAAUUAUUUUAGUUGGUAUUUUUUUUCGAUUUCUUAGUUGUCUUAUAUGUUGCAGACUGCGAAGAAACAGAUGGGUAUCGUUGAAAUGCUAACCCUUCCCGAUCAUCUUAUGGGUCUUGCCAUUGGUGCCCAGGGCGCCAACAUCCAACAGGCUCGGAGACUAGCAGGGAUCAUCUCUAUUGAGGUGGAUGAGGAAAACUGCACUUUCCACAUCUGCGGAGAAGUAAGUAAUUUGUAUCGUUUUUUUUACCCUUUGUUUCCACUUGUGACUAGCAUAGACUUUUUUUUUACGUUUUAGAACGAAGCAAGCGUUAAAGAAGCCAGGCGGUUGUUAGAGUUUGCCGAGGAGACUGUUUAUGUACCAAGACCUCUUGUAGGUGAGUUUGGAAAAAUUUCCCUUUUUCUUUUGGUGCUAUUUUGAAACUCUAGUUCUGACAGUUCCAGCUGUUCCUUCGCUGUGACUAUUGAUAAGGGCUCGUGGAGACCAAAUUGUAGCUUUUUAAUUCAAAAUGAACGCCUGCUUCCUAGAAGCUCUUAGUGUUACUCGGUUGGGCUUUGGUAACAGGUAGCUGUUCAUUUUUGGGAACUGAUGUGUUUAUUAUCCAUAGGACAUUUUAGCCACGAGCGCGACUAAAAGUCCCCUCCCCUUUAUACUCUGUUAGCGGCGACCAACCCCCCCUCCCCUCUCCGUUCUAAUGAAAACGUGAUCAACCAAAAUGCUUCGCUACACCCCCUCCCAGGUGAUGGAAAAUGACUGCCCGCGUAAUAUUUUCCCGCGUAAAUUGUUAACUUUCCAACUUCCCAUUGAUCUGUAGACUUGAUUUCUUCUAAACAAACAAACUUGUCCCUUCUUCUUAACAACAGCGAAACGUUCUACCUUCUUGAAUUAAACUUAAAACGAAGAUCUUUAUCAAAUUGGACGUAAGUUUUCAAAAUUGAGGAUUACUUGCGAGGAAUAUCACUGGAUAUUCGUCAAUUCAUGGUUAGGACAUCUUAAAUCGCGUGACGCGUUUAAAACAUUACGCAUCACCAUUCCUCGUUGUAACAGAGAAAGAUAAUUGUAUAUUUAGAUAAAGGGGACUAUUGGACACCGAAAUACAAAAACAUUUGACGUACCAUAAAUGUCUUGUUUAAUCAUUUUUUUUUUCACUCAGGGAAAGUCAUAGGUAAGAGUGGUCGCAUCAUACAAGACAUUGUAGACAGGUCAGGCGUGACGCGUGUUAAAAUUGAACCUCCAGAAGAUAGAUCGUCUAUGGAUGAGAAGGCUGCCAAGGUUUGUUAUCAUAAAGUGACAUUACUUUUUCCUUGCAUGCAGGACAGUGGUCUCACAAAAUGCGUAGGACGCGCCCCUUUCGCGCAAGAAAAUGGCGGGAAACAUGACUUACGCCUUGCGACGAGGGAAAAUGUGCAAUUAACUGCAUACGUCGCUGAACAGCCGUUGCCGAGCGCGGGAAAAAGGGUCUCUUGUGCAAAGCGCGGAAAACGUGGAAUAGGAAACUGGUCCUCAAGGCGAGACUUUUAUACGACCGUUAUCAGGCGCGGGAAAAACAUGCCGUUGCUGCCAAGAGUUCGCACCAAGCGCGCGUAACGCAGAGCGCCAAGUACAGGCUAGCGUGUGGCCGUUGCGAAGCGCGGGAAAACAGACGGCGGAGGUUGAGUGCGUAUAAUCUCGAACAUAAGGUAAUUUCUGUUUUUUCAUUUUGUUGCAGAAAGAAGUUUCCUUCCUUUUUGUUGGAACAAAAGAGUGCAUCGCUAAUGCGCGGAUGAUGUUAGAUUAUCAUUUAUCGCAUUUAAGGGUAAGCAUUUAGAUAGAUUGUUGAAUCGUUGGACAACAAGUUCGUCGGUAGGAACUGACUUUGUGAGCAAUGUUCAUGUGGAGCGCUCUAAGUUGCCGUGGAAAGAAUGAAAAUAAAUUAGUUUGCCAGACGCAGAGAGGUUAACUUUACAGUGGAUCAAAGAGAAAAUCGUUGACCGUGUUAGUGGCUUAGAGUUUUAUCGACUGCAAAUUUUUUUUUUAUGUAUUAUCAUACAGGAUGUUGAGCUGAUGAAGAAAGAGAAGGAAAGUUUAGACAGUCAGCUUAGGAGUAUGGGGAUAAACCCGCCCCCAGGCCCCGCUUACAUACCCACUCCGGCGGAGAUGCGGCCUGGACCGAGCCUCUCCUUCAUUGGGCAGGACAAUAUGUUGAGCAUACGAGACCGUUCUCUAACCACGGAGAGUUUCGCGGGGGAUUUGAGUGAAGGGAUGUUCGUAAGCACUAAAGACGGCCCGAAAACGAAGCCGACCGUACGAAUAAGGUCGAGCAGUGAGUCGGAAGGUACCGAGAACAAAGCGAAUUCACAGCAGUCCACGAAGGUAAGUUUUGAAUUUGAGUUCGUCAUAAGUCGUGAUAAACCGUGAAAGUUUUUCGACUACGCGGUUUCUUUGAAGUCGCAACUGAUCAUGAUUUCCUUCAUGAUCCUACUUUGUUCUGAAUCUGGUUUUUUGUUCCAGAAUACUGGAAACCGGCGGGCAUCAACGCCCACACCAGAAUUGAAAGGAAUCGAAGAGGAGACUGAGGAGGGCGAUCAGGGGAAGAGUGAGACUGGCGCGACCGCAAAAAAUGAACCCAGCGAGAAAGAAGAGGUUGUAACAUGUAAGUAUGUUCAAGGAAACUUCAUUGAUUUGCUUCACUUAGUCUUGAUUGUGAUUGGUUUGAAAUGUCGCACGAGUUUUAUUGACCCAUCAAGAAUAGCAUUGGGUUCAAAAGGAAAAUAAGUGAAGUAUUUAAUGUUAUUUUCGACACUCAGUUGAAAUCGCUCUUUACGCUUUUUGAUUGAACAUUGCACGGAUUACGAUCGAAGUGAUUAUUUACAAUAAACUUCAUUAUCUGGCAUAAUACGCAGACUUCAGAAGUAUUCUCCUUUUGGAGUAUUUUUACAUGACGUCCCUUUUUGACUUGUUUCCAGCCUCCUCCCCACCCAGAGAAGGAAAAGCUAGGAGACAGUCGCCUUGGUUCACGGGAGGCAACCGACGAGCAGAUAGCGAAGGAAAAGACGAGAAACGAAACGACGCACAACGAAAGAACAGUGAUCAUAAUGACUCAAGAUCAAACCACGGCAACGGAAGCAAACAGCAGGGCCGACAAGAUCAGAGGCAUCGUAGCGGAAGUAAACCUCAACAGCAAAGGCAACAGUCACAGCCAGUACAAAGACCCCGAGGAAAUAGCGGCGGCCAAUUCCGGCCGAGCAGUGGAAGUCUUUCGGCGAAUUGGAGAGAGCGCCAAUCUGAGCCGACGCCCAAGGAAAAAACGAAGGAAGUUGAGGUUAAGAAAGAUAGUGAAAAAAGCACGGAGCGCAAGAUCUCUAAGGGAGACGACGAGAAGAAAGCAAAAGGAACAGAAGAGGUAAAACAAAAUGGAGAUGCGAAGAGCCCGGAUGAGAAACCGAGCGGGCCUGUGAGCGAUGAAAAGCCCGCUGACUCAUGCGCGGCUAAAAGUAAGACUCCGCAAACUAAGAGAAACGUUCAAGAGAAUUGA